CGCCGCAACCUGAACCAGCAUGCAGCACUGUUGAAGCAGCUGAAACCGCGCAACAUGAGCGGCGAUGAGACCGACGGGCCCUCUAAGACGCACCUCCCGACUUGGAGCAUCGUGAUAUCUGAUUGGCAGUCUUUACCACUGCGCACGAUGCUAUGGCGCAUCGACGAGAUGGGGAUAGAGGACUGGUUGCACCCGAAGGGGACGCGUGCGACUCAAGGUAACCCGCCUCGCUUGCGAAUUCUCCGCGACGGCGGCAAGACGGAAGAUGGGAACGCUCCUUCUGGCCUGCACCGUAACUGCUACAACCCGGCAUGGCUGGAUACCCUUUGUCCGCAUCAGUUGCGAAACCUUCAGAUGAUCGACACAGAUUACGAUUUCUCCAUCUAG
Messenger RNA from Trametes versicolor FP-101664 SS1, 387 nucleotides. RefSeq lists its product as uncharacterized. The annotation marks the transcript as partial. The transcript has a single exon. The record is from RefSeq and is a predicted model, not a curated record. Lineage: Eukaryota; Fungi; Basidiomycota; Agaricomycetes; Polyporales; Polyporaceae.